Molecule: messenger RNA, 2254 nt
Organism: Microplitis mediator
Lineage: Eukaryota; Metazoa; Arthropoda; Insecta; Hymenoptera; Braconidae
Product: SET and MYND domain-containing protein 4-like
Exons: 5
Coding region: 176-2032 (618 amino acids)
Molecular function (GO): protein binding
Source: RefSeq, a predicted model, not a curated record
UUUGUUUUUACUUCAUCAGAAACGCAACGCAACAAUGCUUAGCUUAUUAUAGUUAGCUUUUUGUCUUGGUUUUAAAAUAACAUUCGACGACGCAGAUUCCAGAUAAAGAAACAUAUACCUCAGAUAAUUAAUUCAUUCAAGUUCUUCAGUGGAUAUUUCAUCAUAAGGAAUAAAUAUGGAUCAUUUCAUUCGAUUAAUGAAUGAAACGAUUUUGGACUAUGUCUCACAAGGAACGAGUGAUGAAAAUUUGAUUGAAAAUACAAUGAACCGUCUGAUAGAAAAUAAAAUAUUUCUAAACAUAAAACGUGAAUCAAAAAAUGAAGAAACCGCCAGAAAAAAAUUAGAAGAAGGGAAUAAGAUGAUAUCAAGUGCACCGCUAGAAAAAUUGAUAGAAAUUUAUAGUGAGGCGAUAGCCUACGCACUACCUGGUUCAGAAUUAUUAGCACGUGGAUUUGCAAAUCGCUCGGCAGCACUAACGAAUGGGGGUAUGUAUGAAGAUUCUUCGAAGGAUAUAGAGAGAGCAUUGGAAAUCGGGUAUCCAGAUAAUUUAAAGGCUAAAUUAUAUGCUCGCAAAGCAAAGAAUUUAUUGGCUCUAAAUCGAAAAAUGCGCUCUGAAGUUGACGACGCCAUUAACCAAGCAAAGAUUUGGGUAGAAAAAAUGGAUGAUGAUAACCAAAAAAGAUUGAAAAGCAGUUUAGAGCAACUGAAGACAAAUAAAUCUUUAAAAAAACCUUUUAAAAUUUGGGAAAGUAGUGUAUUUUUCCCUAAAACACCAGAUGAUCAUCCAAAAAUAUUGAGAGCUUCAGGUGCUAUUGACAUAAGAAAUUCUGAAAUAUUUGGCCGUCAUAUUGUAGCUACCAAAGAUAUUAAAGCAGGUGAAACUCUCUGGGUCCACAGAUCCUACGCAUUCUCACUUAAAUCUGAGUACAGAUAUCGUCAUUGCUGGAAUUGCUCGAGAUACACCUUGAGUAGCGUUCCUUGUAGUCAGUGUUCGAAUGUUAUUUACUGCAAUGAAGAAUGUCGAGAUAUUGCGUGGCACGAGCAUCACGAUGUUGAGUGUCCAGCAAUUACUGCAAUUUUAGCUAUUAAUAUGGUUGAUGAAGAAAAUAUUUUUCUUUGGUUGAGAUUGUUAGUAAAAGCUUUGAAAGAAUUUGGAACAGUCAACGCAUUGUAUGAAAAAAUCAAAGAGUUUGAUUUAAUGGAGGACCCGAUUUUAAAAUUGUUCACUGGAAACGUAUACGAUGAUACAAAAUAUGCGAGCGUUCAUUCAUUAUUUCGGUUAAAAUCAUAUCCAGUACUUUCAGAAAGCCUAGCAUUCAAAAUCGUUGAGAUAAUAUUUCUGUUAUGUGGAACCACUGAGAUACUUGGGAAAAGAAUUGAUGAUCCGACUGAGUUGAUAAAUAACAAGUGGGCAGUUUUCAUUGGGAACUUGAUGUUUAGGCACAUGGAAAUAAUUCAGACGAAUGCAAUUAACAUGUUAUCAAAUAAUCGUCAAGGAAAUAAUAUAAGUUGUGGCUUGUUUUUGGCACCACUCGAAGAUUUAUGUAGCCAUAGUUGUGAUCACAACGCCUACCCAUUAUCUACAGGUGAUACCUAUGCUAUGAUUGCAGUUCAGCCAAUCAAAAAAGGUCAACAAAUAUAUAUCACCUAUGGAACUCAUUAUCUAAAGUUACCGGCUGUUCAAAGAAAACAGUUUUUACAAAUGGGUUUCAAAUUUUGGUGUCAAUGCACGGCUUGCAUUAAUGACUGGGGUCCAAAUUAUCACCACUUAUCUUGUGUGGAUCAACUGCCGGAAAAAAAAAGAAACGAGUUAUUUAAAAUUUCAUUGAAGUGUGAAAUGCAUAUUCCUACAAGGGAAUUACUUAAAGAGCGUUCUACUAAAAAUAAUACUUCAAGUACAAUUAUCGAAAUAAUAUCUGAUUUAUCAAAAAUGCUCAACAUAAUUGGCAGUGAUAGAUACCCCUGUAAAGAAAUAGAAGCAGCAAAGCUUGCAUUAUUUGAAAUAUUUAACUGUGUCGCAGGGUAUAUAUAAAUAAAUAUAAAUCAGAACGAUGAGUUUGAGAAUGAGAAAAUUUUCAAGCCAACAAAAUAUUAAAUCUCACGAAUUUGUCAAAAACAUAAUUUUCAUUCAAGAAACACUGCGAAUUAUUUUUAAAAUGGAUACUUUAAUAAUUACAAAAUUUUUAUAAAAUUCAAAUAUAAAUUCUAAUAAUUUUAUGAGCAAAAUAAAGCGAUUGGAAUGUAUAAUAAUAAA